GCGACACUCGACACUCUCCACACCGUGCCUUUCAUUAUGACCCCAAACCCUGGCUUGCACUAUCGUACAAACUGUUGAAGCAAUUAUCCAACCAUCAUCUCGUUGUACUUGGUACCUUUUUUCUAUAUCUUAUUGACGACCGUACCUACGUCGUUGGUCGAAUCAACAGAUACCAACAAAUCCGCAACACAUACUCUACCUAAGAGCAAACAUCUCCCGAAAUGCCUGGGGUAGCCACCUCAGAGCCACCUUCCGUUUCGCUCUCCUUCGCGAACAACUUCUGGGGCAAAGAUGACGCCGGCGUCGUUCCCCUCCUCGGCCGCAUGCAAAAUGCGAAGACUACCAUGGACGAGCUGAAAUCCUUCUACAGCGCCCGCGCCGCGCUCGAAGAAGAAUAUGCGCGGAAACUUCUGAGCUUGGCCCGGAAGCCGCUGGGGUCUAUGGAAGAAGGAACCCUGCGCAUGUCUCUCGACAUCGUGCGCGGGGAGAUCGAGGCGACAGGAAAAGCGCAUCACAACAUCGCCAGCAAGAUGAAGACGGAGCUCGAUGAACCGCUCGCGGCGUUUGGAGGCGCGGUGAAGGAGAGGCGGAAGAUUGUGCAGGGAGCCAUCGAGAAGUUGCUGAAGGUCAAGGUCCAGCAGACAAUAGCCGUCAACAAGUCCAGGGACCGGUAUGAACAGGAGAGCUUGAAGAUCAAAGGGUAUUUGGCCCAAGGACACAUGGUGAUGGGGCAAGAAGAGCGCAAGAACAAGGCGAAACUCGAGAAGACUCAAAUUCAACUGUCGACGACAAGCAACGAGUACGAAGCCUCAGUCAAUAUUCUCGAAGAAACAACCGGACGAUGGAACCGAGAUUGGAAGGCAGCAUGUGACAAAUUCCAAGACCUAGAGGAAGAGAGACUGGACUUCCUGAAGAGCAGUCUGUGGACCUUCGCCAACAUUGCUUCCACAGUCUGUGUCAGCGAUGAUGCGUCGUGUGAGAAGAUCCGGCUUUCCCUUGAAGAUUGCGAGGUCGAAAAGGACAUCGCUUCGUUCAUUAAGGAAUCCGGAACGGGCCAGGAGAUCCCUGAUCCGCCUAAGUUCAUCGACUUUUGCCGCGGGGACGUCGACGAUGCCUCCGAGCUAGCGGAAGAAGAUGAAUACUCGGUGGCUAACUUUCAGCGGACGAUCAAUCCCGCUUUCCGAAGCUCUUCGCCGCAGCCUUCGGUAUUGGAGUCUCACCAUGACCCUAAUUCUUCUCUCGCUCGAUAUUUUGGUCACGACUCCGCUCAGGCGCGAGAUCCAACUCCUGAGCGAACUCAACCACAGAUGCCUCAAUCGGCAAUGAGAGUCAAUAGCCGUGGCCAAGCCAUUGACGUCAACCAAUUUGGCGAUAUCCCCAAGAUUCCACACAAUGAGUAUCCGCCAGACGGGAUGACACAGUUCUGUCGAUCCGGUCCUACAGGAUCUGAUCUCAGCAGCGCGCGUCCCUCUUCACGAGACUCUCAUAGCGACUAUAGCAACCCAACCUCAUUCUCGAGCUUCGAACCCUCCAGCGGAGCACAGUCCCCCGUGAAGCAGCUCAAUCAGCUCAAUCAGGCCCCGCCAAGCCAGUCGCAAGCGGUACAGAAGAAGAAGUCCGGUUUCUUCCAUUCCGACAAGCCGAGCUUCUUCAACUCGCCAUUUGGCCGGCGCAACAAGGAGAACCAGAAGCAGGAAACCCCACGACAACCUGUAACGCGUAGCACAUGGGCGCCCAGUUCUCGGACUGGGCGGACGCCGACCCCAGAGCCGAUCACUCCGAAUACGCAAAAAACUCAGAUGGCCAUCGGCUCGAACAUCUUCGAUGUCGACGCCUCCCGAUCUUCCCGUGGUGCUAUCGCGACCAAAUCUCCCCAAGAAGACCUCGACCCCAUUGCCGCCGCCCUCGCCGAGCUCAAGAGCGUCGCAGGCAGCAAGCAAGCAUCCGACCGCGUCUCCGUAGAUCGAUAUGCUGGCCUACAGACUCCCGCGCCUCCCGGAGCCUCCGGCAUGACGCCAACGCCGCGGGCGAAUAAGAGCGACGCGCAUGCAGCCGCGCGGGGGACACCGCCCCCCAGCUACGAUCCGGGCAGCCGCCUCGGCGCGCCGCAGCCGGCGUUCACGAAACGCCAGAUGAUCGGCACGACGCAGAAGUUCGUGGAGCAGAAGGGCGCCAUGUUCAACAGCGCACCGAACAGCGCCGCGCGGCCGGGGUCGCGGGGUGCGGAUAUCCCACGCGCUACGAGCCCCGCUCCAAUGCGCGCAACGAGCCCGCGCCCACGGUAUCGGAAUAGCCGGUAUGGGUCUCCGCAGAACCAGAGCUUGAGCAAUAGUGUUGGAUCGAACCAGGGAGGGCCGCCGCGCAGGAGCACGAGUCCGAAUCCAUAUGCGAUGCCGCCUGGCGGCCAAAGUCAGCGGCCAAGGGCGCAGAGCUCGUCGCCGGUCAAGCCGAGAGAGGGGUACAAUAGCUGGGGAAGCCAAGGGCGGUACAGUGGUGCUCAGCCUGGACCGGAACACAGAUCUGCGAGUCCAAAUCCGUACGCACAACGUGGUCAAGGUGGGUAUGGUGGAAGCCCGGGGAGUCGAGGCGGCGAUGGGAUGGAGAUGACGUUAUCACACGGUGAUACUCCAGCAUAUGGACGAGGAGGGAUGGGUGGUCGACCGACCAGUUAUUAUGGCGGGCCGUCCACUGCACCACCAACUCAGGCGGUCGGCAGGGUGAGGAGUAAGAGUAUGGCAGAGAAGAGGGAUUACACGAGGGAAGGCAGGGCGAUUCUUCAUUAUGCGCGAGCCAUGUACAUGUAUCAGGCCGCCAUUCCUGAGGAGUUGUCGUUUGCUAAAGGCGACGUCUUGGCCGUCCUCCGACUUCAGGAUGACGGCUGGUGGGAGGCAGAGGUUAUGGGAAAGAAUGGUCGACCUGGCUUGGUACCCAGUAAUUACUUGCAAAACUGUUAGUUAUGGUCAGUUUGAACGGUAGCGGGUGUGGUUUUUGUCGCUUGAGGCUGGUUGGAUGCUCUGGGUAACGUCUGAUGGCCGUCGUAUUUCGAUGAACUAAGGGGGAUCUGGUCCUGAAGGCUACUUUCGUAAAUUUUCGCGUCUCUCGAUCUGUAUAUACUCAGCAGUGGGCUUGCGGCGUUGGGUCGUUUUUCGAUAGUUUAUUCCAUUGAAUUUGAGGCUUUCAUACCAUUAUG
Messenger RNA from Eremomyces bilateralis CBS 781.70, 3190 nucleotides. RefSeq lists its product as uncharacterized. Gene Ontology annotation, biological process: cytoskeleton organization. Lineage: Eukaryota; Fungi; Ascomycota; Dothideomycetes; Eremomycetales; Eremomycetaceae. Gene Ontology annotation, cellular component: cell division site; cytoplasm; cytoplasmic side of plasma membrane. Gene Ontology annotation, molecular function: phospholipid binding; protein binding. The record is from RefSeq and is a predicted model, not a curated record. Bases 222 to 2954 code for a protein of 910 amino acids. The transcript has 3 exons.